AUGGCGGCGUCGUCGUCGACGACCAACACGUCGGAAGGCGGCGGGAAGCCAGCGUCCUUGUGCCCGAGAGGCCACUGGCGGCCGGGGGAGGACGAGAAGCUGCGCCAGCUCGUGGAGAAGUACGGCCCCCAGAACUGGAACUCCAUAGCCGAGAAGCUCGAGGGCAGAUCAGGCAAGAGCUGCCGUCUCCGGUGGUUCAACCAGCUUGACCCGCGGAUCAACAAGCGGCCGUUUACGGAGGAAGAGGAGGAGCGUCUGCUAGCGGCGCACCGAGUCCACGGCAACAAGUGGGCUCUCAUCGCCCGCCAUUUUCCUGGCCGCACUGACAACGCCGUCAAGAAUCACUGGCACGUCGUCAGGGCCCGCCGCAGCCGUGAGCGCUGCAGGCUCCUCGCCAAGGCCGCCUCGUCCACCUUCCCGUCCUACUACAGCGGCGGCGCCCAGCUCGACUUCGCCGGCGCGUCGGCCGGCUCCUUCUGCUUUGGCUUCUCCAAGCCUAGUGGUGGCGGUUUCUUCGGCUCACCGCCGGCUGCGGCGGCAGUGGCGCCUUCUUCUACUCCAGUACUGUUCAAUGGCUACGGCGCUUCAGGAAACCAGAGCUUGCUGUCAAGGUACAGUAGCUACCUGGACGGCGGCAAGCAACCGGCGGCGCCGUCUUCUCACUCCAUCGCCUUCUCCUCCCCACCUUCAAGAGAAGCACUAGCGUUGGAUGGCCGUGGCGGCCCUGACCAUCAGCACAGGAAGGAUUACCAUGUCGACGGCGAUGAACCACUGAAAACGAAGGAUGCGCCACCGUUCAUCGACUUCCUCGGCGUCGGCGUGUCCUCGUGA
Messenger RNA from Triticum turgidum subsp. durum (durum wheat), 831 nucleotides. The record is from the annotation of a GenBank genome assembly. NCBI's taxonomy places the organism in Eukaryota, Viridiplantae, Streptophyta, Magnoliopsida, Poales, Poaceae.